Rhodamnia argentea is the source of this 606-nucleotide messenger RNA. RefSeq names its product ferredoxin C 1, chloroplastic-like. The coding region runs from base 110 to 562 and encodes 150 amino acids. Gene Ontology annotation, molecular function: electron transfer activity; 2 iron, 2 sulfur cluster binding. The transcript is spliced from 2 exons. NCBI's taxonomy places the organism in Eukaryota, Viridiplantae, Streptophyta, Magnoliopsida, Myrtales, Myrtaceae. The record is from RefSeq and is a predicted model, not a curated record. Gene Ontology annotation, biological process: electron transport chain.
UUUGUCCUGGGGACUUGUUAUCUCCCCACAGCUCACAAGCACCACACAUUGCCUUCCGCUCCCAAGAACCCGCGGACACUCCGCUCUCUCUUGCUCACCCCACUCAGCCAUGUCCACUCUCCUCCACUUCACUCCUCCGUUCUCUCUCCUCAAACACCCGCCGCCCACCUCCGCCGCCCUCUCCUCCCUCCUCUCCCCUCCCCGCCCCGCCCUCCGCCCGGCUCGCCGCAGCGGCGCCGACCCCAUCAGAGCCCACAAGGUGGUGAUCGAGCACGAGGGCCAGGCCACGGAGCUGGAGGUGGAACCCGACGAGACCAUCCUGUCCAAGGCCAUCGACUCCGGCCUGCCCGUCCCCCACGACUGCAAGCUCGGCGUGUGCAUGACCUGCCCGGCCCGGCUUGUCAGCGGGCCCGUCGACCAGAGCGAGGGCAUGCUCAGCGACGACGUCGUGGAGCGUGGCUACGCCCUCCUAUGCGUGUCGUACCCGACGUCGGAUUGCACGAUCAAGACUAUCCCCGAGGAAGAGCUCUUGUCUCUGCAGCUCGCAACUGCUAAUGACUAAAAAUGAAUUCUUUUUGUGCCUCAAAAGUGUUUCGAAAGUGCUCC